Molecule: messenger RNA, 1749 nt
Organism: Chara braunii
Lineage: Eukaryota; Viridiplantae; Streptophyta; Charophyceae; Charales; Characeae
Source: the annotation of a GenBank genome assembly
CCGUGCCCCAGAUUUGACAGGUAAUUGAAUUGGUUGGGCUUAAAGAAUUAGGGGCUCGUUAGACACUCCUCGGGCGCUCAAAAAUCCCGAGGAAAUGAUCGUUCCAUCUGUCCUUGGAGAGAGUUCCUUGGAAAGCGAUGUGAAAACAUUUCCUCGGGUUGUCCUCGGGGCGUCCUCGGGCCACAGCCAUUUGGCUGCGCUCCCCAAGGCACCUCGCGAGGUCCCUCGGAGUGGGAGUUUCCGCGAAAAUCGGGACGGCGGCGGCAGCCUUCGACGACGGCACAGUUUUGUAGUGUGGUACAACGGUGGUCCAGUCGAGGUGUGGGCGGACAUUACCGGCCGGCAACGUUCGACUUCGGUGGGGACAGCGGCAACGGUGACAAAGAGUGGCGGACGGGGUCCGUGGAGGGCCCGAGGUGACCCGGCCGCUCGCGCGUGCCGGCGGGAAACGGACAGGCCUCCAACGGGCAGCCGUUUCAAAAUUCGUCGGGCUGUACGUCCGUCGCCGACAGCAGAGGCCCGCAAUGUAAACCGGCGGUGGGCAUCAUCAGCCAUCACUUGGCGUCUGCUGUUUGUCGUCGUCAGGUUGGCCGUUACGCUGCGGUUGUCUUACAUGGCCGACGUAUUCUGCAAGUUGCCGCUGCUCCUCCUCGUCGUGAUUCUGCUUGUCGUUGUCGUCUUUGUUCACGUGUGCAUAUUGGGGAGGUUGCCUUCACGUAGUCGCAGGAAAGUAGGGGCGAGGAAGAGCGUUGCCAUGGACGGGAGGCGGCCGACUCAGAGGACGUUGUCCGACCCUUAUCCAACCGACCGGGCUCCGAUCUGUGCCGGUGCAGACAGAAGGGCGGCAGGUCCGUCACCGUACGAAGGACUGCCGCCUCACUUGCAACCGCUGCCCGAUUCGGACGAGGGGGAGGCGGAGGUGGACGUGUCGACGACAGUUCCGCUGGGUAGCGGGUCUACCCAGGAGUGGACGGGUAGCCAGUUGUAUGAUCGCCGCGGGACGAAGUACGGGCAGUCGUUCACUUCCCUCCUUCACGACGGCGCGGAGGAGGAGGAUUGCCUCCCCCCUGUCGAUCUCACAUUUGGCCUCCGGAGCGGGAGCCCGUCUUCUAUCACGCGCACUGUGCUCGUGAACCCUCUUCCCGACGACGACGCGGGGCAGGUCACAUUCGGCGGCAGGGGCACAAGGGGUGUAGCGGCGACAGAGGUGACGCCGGGGAAGACGACGGCAUGGCCUCGAACGCAGGCGACUUCUGGCCCGUCAGUUCCACGCACUGUCGGGCAACGUCCUGAGUGGAUGACCCUCAGUCCUCCUUUGUCCGGGGGGCGCGACGGCGUUUGUCGUCCCGUUGAUCGGGCUGUGACUCACGAAGAUUUCCCUUCCGAGGGCGCGCAUGGAGAUGGCAGGCGGGUGUGGAAGGAUGCGAGGCAAGAGUUGCGGCGGCAGCAAGAAGAGUCCAUAACGAAAGGUGUGGAGCGUUUACGCGUGGGCGAGCGGAGUGGGCAAGCAGACGUGGCCGCCGGGGGGGGUGACGCGUGGGCAAACGCUGACGAAGUUCAGUGCGAUGUAGGCGACGACGACAGCGGCGGCAGUCCCUUUUCUGCACCCAUGGCAGUUCGGGAAACCCUUGUCUGCCGCCGCAACUCCUGGCAAACGAUGCACCCAUGGCAGUUCGGGUGACGCAUGGGCAAACGAUGCACCCAUGGCAGUUCGGGAAACCCUUGUCUGCAAAAGCACGCAGAACGAUC